Messenger RNA from Penaeus monodon (black tiger shrimp), 1343 nucleotides. RefSeq lists its product as uncharacterized. Bases 456 to 1343 code for a protein of 295 amino acids. The record is from RefSeq and is a predicted model, not a curated record. Lineage: Eukaryota; Metazoa; Arthropoda; Malacostraca; Decapoda; Penaeidae. The transcript is spliced from 3 exons.
CUUAUGCCAAGCCUUCCCAAAUCAUAGAAGGAGACCGGGUAUAUCUCAAAGCUACUCCUAAGGUGGGGUUGAGCAAAAAGGUGCAGCCUUUAUAUUCUGGACCAUAUAGGGUAAUAGAAAAAAUCAAUGAUGUUGUAUUAAAAAUUAAGAGGAUUGCUGAUGGGAAAGAACGCAAAGAACACGUAGAUAGGUUGAAAUUAGAAAAGUCAUUAGUAAGGGGCCAGGCCCAUAAUAUAGAUAAAGCAUACCCAACAGAAGAAAAAAUUGAAGAAUUUGAGGAUGACAAUAGUUUGGAAACUUUGGAAGUUCCAGAGAAAUAUGUGGAUUUGAGAAAAAAAGGAAAACAUGGUGCAUAUUAUUUACGGAGUCGGAAGUAGAAGAAUACAAAGGAGAACAGAUAAGAUAAUAACCAGGGGUUAUAUAUUAAAAUAUACAUACAAUUUCAGAUUGUGGGGAUGACCACAGCCAGGAUGGAGUCCGAAGACUCCCUUGCUCGUUCUGGACUGGUUUUUGUUCCCUAUUCUAAGAUUGUGGGGAUGACCACAGCCAGGAUGGAGUCCGAAGACUCCCUUGCUCGUUCUGGACUGGUUUUUGUUCCCUAUUCUAAGGUAACUUAUACAUCGACAGUACAGAUCGUUCCUGUCAAGAUAAAACAGGGAGAGUUUUUAGAUCCCUUUUUGAAGAUUGGACAAAAGUUAAAAGAGACUGAGGAUAGUUUUAAAAAACUUGGAUUAUCUGAGAUGAACUAUGGAGAGACAAAUCGUAAGCCAGAAAAAAAUGAAAGAAUUGUGAUUGCCGACACAAUUGUCACAAUAAUUGACAAUAUGAGAAAGAAUAUAGACAAUCAUAUGACAACAAUUCGAGAUUUUUUUAGGUCAGUUCAUCAAGGACGACAGAAGCGUUCUCUCUGGGAGGGACUAAAUUUGGUUAGCAAUGUUGCAGGAUUGAUAAUGGGAGGGGUAACUAAUCAUCGUAUAGAUAUGUUGCACACCCAAAUCAUGGAAUCUGAUAAGUUAGCACAAAGAGCUAUUGAAAUGGCUGGGGUCACCACUAGCCUGUUAGACACUGUCAUUAUUCGGGAGAAUGAAAUAGCGAGGGCACUGGAGAGAAUGGAUGAAGCUAUUGGUGUCAUAGAUGUAGUGGUCACUGACUUGGGUCGGCGGUUGCAACUAUUAGAGAAGAUAUUUUUGUGUAGUUCUGUCCUGGAGAACUACCAGGCUAUUCUCCGAGGAGUAGAGGAAAACCAAAAUUUAAUUUUGGGAGGGUUACGGGAAGCAAACAUUUACAUUACCCACCGGAAUCAAAAUUGCCUUAAAAGUCAAUAUAGUAUGAGAAAAUUCUAG